Molecule: messenger RNA, 570 nt
Organism: Heterobasidion irregulare TC 32-1
Lineage: Eukaryota; Fungi; Basidiomycota; Agaricomycetes; Russulales; Bondarzewiaceae
Exons: 3
Coding region: 1-570 (189 amino acids)
Source: RefSeq, a predicted model, not a curated record
AUGUCACGCAAGCGUCAUCGAACCACCCCCGCAGGCGCCAACGACCGUCCUGCCACAGCCUGCCACCCACUGACCAACCCAACGAAGGCCGGAAACGCCUGCGAAGGUAAACCGCUGCCACCGCCGCCGACCGUCGCGAGCCUCGCCGUGCCCACGCCCCGUCACGCUCGGGCACGCAUCGAGCACGGCCACCACGACCACAACCACGACGACGACCACGACGACGCCAACGCCAACGCCAACGCCAACGACGAGUGUCGGCGGUCGCCAACGACACAGCGCCGAGCCGACUCAUUUCCCUCAGAUCGAGACAACGAAUCGGUCGGCCGCUCGCAGCUAUUAGACGGUUGCUACAGCGCACCGGGGCGGCCGACGAUCGGGACGUCGUGCACGCAGAGAGCCUCGAUCGGCACACCCCUGCCUGUCGUCCGCGUCCGCGUCCGUCUGCGUCUGCGUCUGCGUCUGCGCCUGCCACACGAAAAAAAACACGGCCAUCCGUCCGUCCGGCGUCGGAUCGCCAGCGCCGCGACCGACGCGGGAGGUUUUCACGCACCGCAAUUGGGCAAGUAA